CUUCAGAUCUGCCUCAGAUUUGCCGCGGCUCACGCAGCUCCCGAGGAGAGCGAGGUUCGAGCACAGCAGGAUCCAGGAAGGAGAGGAAACAGAGACCCGACUCCAGCUCCACCGGUACGGGACAGGACGGAAACACCAAGCAGCCGGCGCAGGAACCAUGGCUUUCACUGGGAUGCUGAAGGAUGAUGAUAUCAGGGCGGCGGUCCAGGCGUGCCAAGCUCCUGGAACCUUUGAUUACAAAUUAUUCUUCGCCCAAGUGGGUCUGUGCAAGCGGUCGGACGCAGAGGGCGAGAAAGUGUUUAAGAUCCUGGACCAAGACCAGAGCGGAUUCAUCGAGGAGGAAGAGCUGAAAUUCUUCCUGCAGAACUUCUGCUCAGGGGCCAGAGUGCUGACUGAUGCAGAGACCAAAGCUUUCCUCACUGCUGUAGACCAAGACGGUGAUGGGAAGAUUGGGAUUGAAGAAUUCUGCUCAUUGCUGAAAUGAAGCAGAGCUUGGUCUGAAGAUGGCGCCUGGAUUCUCUGUAAUUUUGUACUACUUAUGGAACUGCAAAAUUCCCCUUCCCAGCAAAUCUUUUCCAUAACACCUCAAUCAGCCAUGCUGCUUCUAAACAUUGCACAAAAAAGCAAUUUCUCCCAUGUCAUACAAAAACGAUGUCAAAAUUUGCUUGAUUCAUUAAACCUGCAACUUACAAGCAACGAACAAUGAGCUUAAAUAAAGAAUCUU
Molecule: messenger RNA, 724 nt
Organism: Megalops cyprinoides (Indo-Pacific tarpon)
Lineage: Eukaryota; Metazoa; Chordata; Actinopteri; Elopiformes; Megalopidae
Gene: pvalb5
Product: parvalbumin 5
Exons: 5
Coding region: 158-484 (108 amino acids)
Cellular component (GO): nucleus; cytoplasm
Molecular function (GO): calcium ion binding
Source: RefSeq, a predicted model, not a curated record